UUCCGCUUAUUAAAAUCUACGGGGUCGUUCGUCGUCGUCGUCGUCCUCCCCUUCUCUUUCUUCUUGUUGUGUAAGCGUCAUGGGUCAUGUGCGAGACUUGCGCUUGUUUCUAUUAUCUGCGCUACCCUUGGCCUUCGCCGGCUUAUUCUUUGGUGGCGUUUAUUCGUACAAACGCCCGCCUGUACUGCGCAAGAUUCUCUCUGUUCCUCACUCGUAUGGAGAUGAUCACAAUCCUGCUUCCCCUCAACAGGUGCACAUAUCUUUGGUUGGCGAGGACAAAAUGAGGAUUUCAUGGAUUACAGAAAGCUCAACCCCGGCAACAGUAGAAUAUGGUACAUCCCCAACGAAAUACGAGUUUUCUGCAAAUGGGACUACAUCCUCGUACCGUUACUUGAUAGUGUACAAGUCCGGGGAAAUACAUGACGUGGUAAUUGGUCCCUUGAAGCCGAAUACAUUAUAUUACUAUCGUUGCGGUCCAGCUUCAGGCCGUGACUUCACUUUCAAAACCCCACCAGCUCAAUUCCCAAUCAAAUUUGCUGUUGUAGGUGAUCUUGGACAGACUGAGUGGACCGACUCAACCCUCCAACACAUAGCAAAAUCGAAUUACGACAUGCUGCUACUGCCAGGAGACUUGGCUUAUGCUGAUUUCUACCAGCGUUUUUGGGAUUCAUUCGGCAGGCUUGUGGAGCCACUGGCAAGCCAGCGGCCUUGGAUGGUAACCCAAGGCAACCACGAGGUUGAGAAGAUUCCGGUCAUCCACUCCAAACCCUUCACAGCCUACAAUGCAAGAUGGCGCAUGCCAUUUGAACAGAGUGGAUCGGACUCCAACCUAUACUAUUCUUUUAAUGUAGCUGGGGUUCAUAUUAUCAUGUUGAGUUCGUACACGGAUUUUGAUCCUAGUUCACCACAGUAUAAGUGGUUAGAGGCAGAUAUGGGGAAGAUUGAUCGGAAAAGAACUCCAUGGAUAGUAGUGCUUGUUCAUGCGCCAUGGUACAAUACGAAUACUGCUCAUCAGGGGGAGAAAGAGUCGGACGAGAUGAAGGCUUCCAUGGAAGGGCUACUUUAUCAAGCUCGCGUGGAUAUUGUUUUCACUGGACAUGUGCACGCAUAUGAGCGCUUUACUCGCGUUUACAAUGGGAAAGCUGACAAUUGUGGCCCAGUGCAUAUCACCAUUGGCGAUGGUGGAAACAGAGAAGGCCUUGCCAGCAAGUAUGAAGAUCCAACGCCUGAUAUAUCCAUUUUCAGGGAGGCGAGCUUUGGACAUGGUCAAUUUGAGGUGGUGAAUGCAACCCAUGCGCUCUGGACAUGGCACAGAAAUGACGAUUCCAGCGCCUUUGUUAGUGACUCAAUCUGGUUGAGAAGCCUAUCCUCUGAUCCUGCUUGCCAAUGUCGAGGGCAACGCUGAAUUA
Juglans microcarpa x Juglans regia is the source of this 1409-nucleotide messenger RNA. RefSeq names its product probable purple acid phosphatase 20. The coding region runs from base 80 to 1405 and encodes 441 amino acids. Lineage: Eukaryota; Viridiplantae; Streptophyta; Magnoliopsida; Fagales; Juglandaceae. The transcript has 5 exons. The record is from RefSeq and is a predicted model, not a curated record. Gene Ontology annotation, molecular function: metal ion binding; acid phosphatase activity; protein binding.